Messenger RNA from Penicillium canariense, 1608 nucleotides. Its product is annotated as hexose transporter protein. Bases 1 to 1608 code for a protein of 535 amino acids. Gene Ontology annotation, biological process: carbohydrate transport; transmembrane transport. Lineage: Eukaryota; Fungi; Ascomycota; Eurotiomycetes; Eurotiales; Aspergillaceae. Gene Ontology annotation, cellular component: membrane. The transcript is spliced from 3 exons. The record is from RefSeq and is a predicted model, not a curated record. Gene Ontology annotation, molecular function: carbohydrate:proton symporter activity.
AUGUCAGCAGCUACAGAUCCGAAACAGGAUCUGGGUGACCUCGAUGAGUUCGACGGCUUUGUCCUGGCAGAUGUUACCCCAAAACUCGAAAAAUGGUGGUUUCAGUAUCCACACCUACUCAAACUGAAUCUUCUACUAGUUUGUGCCUUCUUAGCUCAGUUUACAUGUGGGUUCGACGGGAGCAUGAUCAACGGCAUGCAGUCCUUGCCUUCGUGGAAAGCUGCGUUUGGUAACCCGACGGGUGCAAAGCUAGGCACUCUGGUUAACGCUAUCAACAUUGGCGUUUUGCUUUCCGCACUUUUCUCCUCCCAGCUGUGCGAGAUCCUUGGACGCAAAAAACCCAUCACCAUUGGUACUGCCUUGAUUACGAUUGGCUCUGUUCUUCAGGGUGCAGCGCACAGCUUGGGAAUGUUCAUUGCUGGCCGCCUUAUCAUCGGUUUGGGUACGGGGAUCGUGGCCGUCGCUGCUCCUCAGCUGAUGACGGAGGCCGCGUACCCAACCCAUCGUGGAAAGAUCGUUUCUCUUUAUAUGACACAGUGGGUCGUGGGCUACUUGAUAGCGGCUUGGACUACGUUCGGCACGUUCAAGAUGGAUUCUUCGUGGAGCUGGAGACUACCUAGUCUCUUGCAGGGUGUUCCGUCGCUCCUACAGCUAGUGAUCAGUAUCUUUGCACCAGAAUCUCCUCGUUGGCUUGUUUUCAAGGACCGACAGGAAGAGGCUAUGAAUAUGCUCGCCAAAUAUCAUGCGGGUGGCGAUCGUAACUCGCGACUUAUCCGCUUCGAAAUGCUUGAAAUUCAAGCGACGUUGGAAGAGGAAAAGAAAAAGAAUGCUAUCCAGUGGGUCGAGUUUAUUCGUACCAAGGGAAACCGCAAGCGUCUAUGGAUUUUGUUAUUCAUUGGCUACGCUGCCCAGUUGUCAGGCCUUGGUCUGACCGGAUACUACCUCUCCAAGAUCCUUGAUAGUGUCGGCAUCACAGAUGCACGAACUCAGCUCCUCAUUAACGCUAUAGCUGCUAUCUGGCAGCUAUGCUGCUCAGUCUUCUUCGCUAUGCUUAUCGACCGUUUUGGCAGACGAGGAUCGAUCACUUUCGGCAUGACUGUCAUGCUUCUUGUCUUUAUUAUUUGGACGAUUUGCUCGGCUAUUAACGAGCAGAAGAACUUUACAGAUCACCCUCUUGCACUGGCUGUUGUCGCUAUGAUUUUCCUGUUUCAGGUUGGCUAUCAACCUUUUGCUAUUGCCACAGUGCCCUAUGUUGUGGAGUGUUCUCUUUUCUCUCUCCGAUCCAAAACAGCUAUGAUUUUCCAAUUCUGUGGAUACACAGCUAGCUUUUUUACAGGAUAUGUGAACCCUAUCGCCAUAGACAGCAUUGGUUGGCGCUACUACAUAGUCGCCUGCGUCGUUCUGGGUCUUGAAUGCGCCUUUGCGUGGUGGUAUUUGCCAGAGACCAAGGGCAAGGGCCUUGAGGAAAUUGGCGAGAUAUUUGAUGGCGACGAGCUCUUGACGGGUGUCCAGGCAAUUAGCAAACAUCGCAAGGAGCAGCACGCCGCUGCCAAUCUCCGCGAGAGGAAGACUUUUGUGGAUCACGUCGAAGUCAGCAACAACCCCUAA